Molecule: messenger RNA, 888 nt
Organism: Mercenaria mercenaria
Lineage: Eukaryota; Metazoa; Mollusca; Bivalvia; Venerida; Veneridae
Product: 52 kDa repressor of the inhibitor of the protein kinase-like
Exons: 1
Coding region: 1-888 (295 amino acids)
Molecular function (GO): protein dimerization activity
Source: RefSeq, a predicted model, not a curated record
AUGGACGAAUCGUCAGGUCAGUCAACCCAUGAUGCUUCAAGUUUUUUAAAAUCGAUGGAGACCUUUGAGUUCAUUUUUACCGCAUGUUUGACGCAGUACAUUUUGGCAUUUGUAAGACCAUUAUCGGUGAAUUUACAAGCAAAGGAUUGUGACCUGUUAAGAGCUCAUACCGAAGCACGUAAUGUUACAGAUAUCCUAGCAGCUAUGCGCAACGAAUCUGAUUCCUUUGAAAAACUUUAUGAACGGUCAGUGAAAAUUGCUACACAUAUGAGCAUAACACCUGGAAAACCAAGAAUUGUCGGUAGGCAGAGACAUCGGGCAAAUGCAGGUGAUAACACUUCUGUCCCGGACCACUUCAGGAUUAACUAUUUCUACCCGUUUUUAGAUCACGUGAUACUGCACCUUUCUUCUCGAUUUCCAGAGCAACUUGGGGAUGUUUUACAGGGAACUUAUCUACUACCCAGAAAUCAUGACAAAUUAACUAAUUCCUCAAUUGACAAAAUAAAACAAACAUUUGAAAAUGAUCUUCCGAUGACCAGUCAGUUUGAAACUGAAAUAAUAAGGUGGAAACGAUAUAAUGAAAACAUUAUGAAACCUAUGUCUCUUCAAGAUGGAUUUGACAGAUGUGACCAAAGCUAUUUCCCUAACAUUUGUACCAUAUUCCAGUUAAUUUUAAGUUUACCUGUUGGCUCAUGUUCGUGUGAACGUAGCUUUAGUGCUCUCCGUAGGCUAAAAACAUGGACCAGUUCGUCGAUGAAAAGUAUUCGCUUGAAUGGGUUAGCACUAAUGUAUAUCAACAAAGACAUUGACCUGGACAAAAAUGAAAUAUUAAGACUUUGGAGCUCAUCGGGGAACAGAAGAAUUUCUUUGCCUUUGUAUCCUGAAUAA